Oppiella nova is the source of this 222-nucleotide messenger RNA. NCBI's taxonomy places the organism in Eukaryota, Metazoa, Arthropoda, Arachnida, Sarcoptiformes, Oppiidae. The record is from the annotation of a GenBank genome assembly.
AUGUGCGAUAACGGUGACAACAUUUGUGGUCAAAAUGAAGUGUAUAGUGAGUGCGGCUCUGCCUGUCCACCCAUUUGCGAGAACCAGAGGAUAUCCCAUUCACGCGCCUGUCAUCGCAUGUGUGUCGCCGGCUGUUUCUGUGCCCCGGGAUAUGUGAGAGACCUACUUCGGGAUAAUCAAUGUGUUUUGGAAACAGACUGUUCAGUCGAUGACAUGUUGUAA